GGGCUCACCUCUGCCACACACACACACACACGUGUACUGUGUUCAACACUAACGUGUCACUCUUAUUGUGCUGUCCUGUCUGAAAGAAAUCUGAAUGAGAAAGUUAGAGACGCUUGGCUUGUGAGAGCUGGUGGAGGAUUACCGCAAAGGAUGGAGUGAAAUGUGUGAAACGUGACGAAACACUGAGUGGAGGAAGAGGGGGUGGUGGAGGCGAUGGCUGUGCCAAGUCAGUGAUAGCUGGUGACGGAGGCGCCUCACAUAUGAGGCGUCAGCUGGCGGAGUAAAACACGUGUAUGGCGCCAACUGGUGAUGCUGGCACCACAUAGGUGCAAUACAUUAUUUGUUUACCUGCUGAGUAUUAAAAGCACAGGGCAGAGGAUGAAUCACACGGUGCUGGUGACGGGCGGCGCGGGGUUCGUUGGGUCACAUACAGUGGUGGAGCUGCUGCUGGCGGGUCAUCAAGUUGUAGUAGUGGACAACUGCGUCAAUAGUGCCGCGCCCCCUGCCAACAUCGCUCCCCUGCCCUCCGUCAACGGUGGGCAUGACAAGGACGACACUGUACCCUCUGUCAACGGCGGGCAUGACAAGGACGACACUGUACCUUUUGUCAACGGUGGGCAUGACAAGGGCGACACUGUACCCUCUGUCAACGGUGAGCAUGACAAGGGCUCUCCCGCCCUUCUGACCAGGAGAGGCGUGAAGCACCUGCCCCCGUCCCUAGCUCGCGUACACACUAUCACGGGGAAGGAGGUAACCGCCUUUUACACGGUGUCCCUCUUAGACCGCCCAGCACUGUCUCAAAUCUUCGUUAAGCAUAAGGUAGACGUGGUGAUCCACUUCGCGGCGCUGAAGGCUGUGGGUGAAUCAGUGGAGAUGCCGCUUACUUACUAUGUCAACAACGUCACGGGUACUCUUACACUGCUGGAGGUGAUGAGCGAGGCUGGGGUGAAGAAAAUCGUCUACUCUUCGUCCGCCACAGUCUAUGGGACCCCUCAGUACUUACCUACGGACGAGCGUCAUCCAACAGGCCAGGGCGUCACUAACCCCUACGGACACACCAAGCACUUCUGUGAGCAGAUUAUGAAGGACCUCGCCACAGCAGACAAGGAAUGGCAGGUGGUGCUACUGAGGUACUUCAACCCUGUCGGAGCCCACGAGUCUGGCAUGAUAGGUGAGGACCCCCGAGGACCUCCCAAUAACCUGCUGCCGUACAUAGCUCAGGUGGCUGUGGGCAAGAGGGAGAUAUUGAGUGUGUACGGUGAUGACUACGACACUGCAGAUGGCACAGGUGUGCGGGACUACAUACACGUGAUGGACCUCGCAGGGGGUCAUGUGGCGGCACUGGACAAGAUGUUCAGUGAGGACUUCAAGGGGUCUGUGGCAUACAACCUCGGCACAGGUCGUGGAGUGUCCGUCCUAGAGAUGGUCGACGCCUUCACCAGAGCGAGUAACAGAAAGAUCCCAUACAAGAUAGUGGGUCGUCGGGAAGGUGAUGUAGCGACCAUGGUAGCUUGUUGUGCCCUGGCCGAACUGCAGCUAGGAUGGCGAGCUACCAGAGACCUCAACCAGAUGUGUGCUGACGCUUGGCGAUGGCAGAGUCAAAAUCCAGAUGGUUAUGUAUAGCUGCCGUUCUGCCACUAUAGAGAAGAUGGACGAAGACGAACACACAGCAGAAGCACAAAUAUUUAUAAGCUGUGGCGGCUGCAGAAUGGUGACUGUGCAGAAGCAGUUGUAUAGUGACUGGCUGUGUCGAGAAGAACUGUGAUGGACUGGAACACUUGGUGCCUUGAGCCUACAGAAGUUAAUUGAUUCACUAUACUUAUAUAUCUGACCAAUGUUAAGAAUAAGAGAAUCUAUGGUUGUA
Molecule: messenger RNA, 1864 nt
Organism: Homarus americanus (American lobster)
Lineage: Eukaryota; Metazoa; Arthropoda; Malacostraca; Decapoda; Nephropidae
Product: UDP-glucose 4-epimerase-like
Exons: 8
Coding region: 310-1623 (437 amino acids)
Biological process (GO): beta-D-galactose catabolic process via UDP-galactose, Leloir pathway
Cellular component (GO): cytosol
Molecular function (GO): UDP-glucose 4-epimerase activity
Source: RefSeq, a predicted model, not a curated record